ACGUGAUUCUUUUCUCAUCUAUGACAUUGAAAUUAAAAUCCAUAGUACUAGAGUUUGAGUUAUUAAUUGCAGAGUUGGGAAAGUGAGAGAUAGAAAAUUAGAGAUGUUGUCAGGGAACGGAAUAUUGAGUGUACUUGUACUGCUUGCGUUGCAGUUACAGGUACUACUGGUCGGAGGUGAUUAUAUCCCGCCGGUUAAAUUGGAUGGUUUCGUUUACAAGAAUCGUCGCUUCAAUUACGAUACUAUUCAGAUCGAAGCUUUCUACGAUCCUUUGUGCCCUGAUAGCGCUGAUUCAUGGCCACCUCUCAAAAAAGCUCUCCAUCAUUACUCUCAUCGUGUUUCUCUUGUUGUUCAUCUUCUUCCUUUACCCUACCAUGACAAUGCUUUUGUUGCAUCCCGUGCUUUGCACAUUGUUAACGGUUUGAAUAGAACUGCUACAUUCCCAUUGCUGGAGUCGUUCUUCAAGUAUCAGGCGGCAUUCUACGGUGCUCCAACACGGAACUUAUCUAGAGCUUCUAUUGUAGAUGAAAUAGUGAAGUUUUCAUCAGCUGUAGCUGGGAACUCUUAUCAUACUUCUAUUAAGAAGGGCUUCAACGACACUAGCACCGAUCUCCUGACCAGAGUUUCUUUUAAGUAUGCUACUUCAAGAGGGGUGUCUGGAACACCUUUUUUCUAUGUCAAUGGAUUCGUGUUGCCCGAUACAGGAAGUUCUCUUAACUACAGCAAUUGGAGGGACAUUAUUGACCCCUUGAUUGGUACGAAGAAAGGUAGAAAAACUGAAGAAUCCCUCCACUACUUCUUGUGAAAAUUGUAGGUUUAUGAAGUUCAGUUGUAUUAGCACUUCAUUAGUGAAAGAAUCUAAACACUGCAUCUUCUGAUCAAUAGGUGUUUGUACCAAAAAUUCAAUAAUGGAAUCAAAGUUCUAAAUAAUUGAA
Trifolium pratense (red clover) is the source of this 935-nucleotide messenger RNA. RefSeq lists its product as uncharacterized. The transcript has 4 exons. NCBI's taxonomy places the organism in Eukaryota, Viridiplantae, Streptophyta, Magnoliopsida, Fabales, Fabaceae. The record is from RefSeq and is a predicted model, not a curated record. Bases 104 to 805 code for a protein of 233 amino acids.